CCGGAAGCCGAGCCCGGCUCUUAUCCAAUAAGCUCGGCGGUUAGUGGUGCUGCUGCUGAGCUCCAGUCGGGUGUGUGAAUGUGUGGAUGUUGAAACUGUAGCCGGUGAAAAGCACCAGAACCCAGCCCGAUGAAAAAUGCCUCUCUGCCGCCUGUAACGAACCGGGAUCCGCGGAGAGGAGAGCGCCACGUCUCCGGAGAGGUUUAGAGGACAAGGCCAGCAAGAUGUUGCAAGUUUUAGCUUGUGGCGCCGUAGUUUUCCCCGGUCUUUUCGUCGCCUUCAGGAGAAUUCUGCCGUGUUUUUUCAAAAACUGGACCGAUGCCGACGUGGUUCUGGUCAGCGAAAGGCUAGUGUCCUCUAUCCACGCCAUCAUGGCCACCGCUGCAGGGGUCGUUGUCGUUUCUGCGUGCCGGGACAACGUCAUCUAUGACAGGCACUGGCUCGCCACCUACUUUGUCAUCUGGUACGGCGUUCCCUACAUGACGUACGACAUCUUCGCCAUGUAUCUCAGCCACUAUUACCGCUACCAUGUGAAAGGGCACGAGGACUACAAGCAGCACUCCCUGAGGACUGUGAACUCCUUCAUCCGCAAAGAGUUCCUGCUAGUGCUGCAUCACAUCGCCCUGCUCACCAUCCUGCUGCCCGUUACGCUGUUCUUCAGAAAGGACAUGGGGGACUUCUUCAUUGGCUGCCUGUUUCUAACGGAGCUCAGCACACCCUUCGUCUCCAUGGGGAAGAUACUUAUUCAGCUCAGCCUCCAGGACUGCUGGCUGCACAAGGCCAACGGCGGCAUGGUGCUCUUCACCUUCUUCAUGUGCCGCAUCGCCCUCUUCCCCUACAUGUACUGGAUGUACGGCCGCCACUACGGCAUCCCUCUGUACAGCGUGCCCUUCCACCUGCCGCUCUCCACCAACCUGGGCAACUCCUGCAUCCUGGCGCCGCAGGUUUACUGGUUCGUGCUGCUCUGCCGAAAGGGCUACCGUCUUUACCGGAGGAGCCGCGGCGCGCAGUCGCCCACGGCGACGGCUCCCAUGGCCGACGCCGGCAAGGACGAUUGAUAACGAGGUCACGGCUGCUCGCUCAAGCCGCACACUCAGCUACUAAUUCAACCCCACCACGGUACUGUCCAACACCGAGACUACCUGCUCCUCCUCCACCGGGCAUUUCCGCACACUCUAACUCCUCUGUUACAGAUCUGCUGCCGUCGUGGACUCCUCCACGAUCUUAUGCUUCUACUGAACUCCAGCCAUUUGUGUUUCUCUCUGGACUUGACUCUGGAUCUCCUGCGUCCACAGGACUGACGGACGGUUCUGCUUGUGGACGAAACGUCCCAAAACUUUAAAAAAGAAAAGAAAAGGAAAAAAAAAGAGGAGCUGCGGUGGAGAGACUCCAUCUGUGGCUCCCUCUGUGUUUACAGCUGCUGCUGGUUAGAGACGGUCUGUUACAGCCACUUUCAUUCGCCGGUUCGGUUGGAACCGCUCGCCCCGUCGUUUGCUUUGCGCGGCGGCAGGAAGGCUUCGGGAAUGUGGUGCAUUUUAGCGGGGACGAAGAAAAGCAAUACACCUGAGCGCCGCCCAACGCGACGGCCUGAAUCCUCUCAACGCUUUCCGUGGCCAAUCGCAUCCAUUCCCUCCUUUCUUGGUUCAGCUUCAUUCAACUCGACUGUUUGGUUUAACUUUCUGAUUUCCACUGAAGGAUCGGCGACCUUUCGCGUGUUUUGAGUCGUCCUGUUCGCGUUCUCCUCUGGAGGCCGACAGUCUCGGCUGGUGUUCAGCAGCUGGGGGGGCGGGGCUUAAGGACAGACGUGGACGGUUCCCAGCUGAACUCAGGGCCAGGUCAGAGCAAUAAGCAGAGAAGAUCGACAUUUCAAACCCACAAAAAUGAUAAAUAACUUCUCGGAGGGGCAGAUUUCCUGCCUUUGCUGGCAGUUUAGUUGUUUUUUUUUUUUUCUUGCAAUCCACGAAUUAAUGUGCACCUUUAUCAGGUGCAGGAAUAAGCACUUAACACACAAGGCUGUGUGCAGUUUCUGCAGCUUUUAGAGAUUGAAAUGAUACUUUAGUUUGAUUAUAAAUAUAGUUUUAAGCUUCUAUAUAAAUAUAUAUAAAAUCUAAGGGGAAAGGUAGAAUAAAACUUUCCAUUUGCAGGUCAAAGUUUAUCAACAUUUCAUUCUUCAUGUCAUCUUUAUAUCAAAGAAAUAUAUAAAGAUAUAAUUGUUCUAGUUUUGUACUUGAUUUAGUUGAUUUAAAGUUCUUAAUGAUUCAGGCUCCGUGUGUUGACGACCUUCGUUUUGGUUUGUGUUUUUGUGAACUGAAUCUAUGCAAAACCGUCUGAGGGUGCGUGGCGUGUUCGACACCACCUCAUUCGUUUGCCUCUUUCCUUCACGAUCUUAACAUUUGUGUGUGUUUGUUUGUUUGUUUGCAUUUUCCCGUUUUCAUCGAUUCCAAAAAGCGAUCAAUUAUUUUUGUAGCACUAAAAAAAAGGUUAAGAAUUAUCCGCCCAACUACCAGAAUCUUUAUGGUUGGAUUCCACAAACACGACUGAGAAAAACUGCUUUUAAUGAAGAAAAAUUCAAUUUCAUGGGUUCUGUUCAGUCUUUUUGCUGAUUUAAGGUGGAUUAAAGCUUCUUAACUGUGUGAAAGUGGCGUAAAUUUGUCAGUUUGAUGCAUAAAGUUUAGCUUCCUUUCGUUCUCAUAAGCUAACAGACCAAGCAGACUUGUAGCAGGAAAGUGUUCGUUUUAUUGCUUUUGAAUCAUCUUACUGGUAAUAAGUUACUACUUGAUGGGAUCAAAUUGGUAGGUCAUAAGCGAAACACUGUACAUGUUUUUUUGUUGUACUUUUGGGUGAUGUAUGUUGCUGGGCCUUCCAGAAGGGGGCGUAACAGAGCAGAAGUGUGAGUCUGAGCAGCUGAUUGACGGCCGGUCGGCUCUUGAAUGUUUCGUUUUUUUCUUCUUUUAGCAGAAAUGGCGUUCUGAUUUCUUUAUUAUAGUUUUUUUAUUUAAUUUCCUGCACUCCUCAACUCAAACAGUAGCCAAACGUUGGAUUUAACAAUAAAAGCUGCCUUCUAUGGGCCAGUUUUUCUCAUUUCCAUCCUUUUUUCUCCAUCCUCCGCGUUCCCAGCGUCCCUCCCGGGUUCAUUCCCGUCUGCUGGAUCAAACAUCUUCAGGAUUGGAUCUUCUUGGGAUGAGAAAGUCAGAAACAACAACAACCUUCUCCGAUUUUAUAAAGAGCCCUAACAACUUAAAUGUAAUUAAAGUAAAAGCAGUCUGAAAAAACGUCUUUAAAAAAAUUUAGAAAAUCAACUAAAAAUAAAAUGUCUUGUUUUUUAAUAAAUUCUUCUCCAUUUAAUUUAAAAGAUGUCCUUCAAAUUAUUAUUUUCUUCAAAAACCUUGAGUUUCUUCAUGUGAAACCUGCUGGUGUUCCGACAGGUUUAGGUGACGGAUGUUUGAUUCUGACUUUGUUUUUUAAAUCCGCCCUGAUCCUUCGUUUCACUGCUUUGAGGUCCUGUGACGGUCUCUAAUGUUGGAGGAAAACCUGCAGGUUAGACGCAGUGAAACCCUCAGAAAAGACGGAAGCAUCGGCAGCGCUUCAGUUUUCAGGGAUUCGCUUCUGCUCCACGACUUCCAGGAGAAAUGGAGUUUGAGCUGGAGUCGCCUUCACUCAGAAAGAAGUGAGGAAAAAAUCUUGAUUGAUAGGAAAAGUUGUUAGUAAUCCAUAUAUUUCCUCCUAAUCUCUAAAUAAUCCUGAGCUGCUCUGUGAGAUACAAUCCUGAAGAUGAACGGAUCACCUUCUAACGGACCUUAGAUUUAAUGUUUUUAACCCCUUCAGAUCUGUUUUUGUUUUUUUUUUCUUUUGAUGAAAAUGAACCAACACGUAACCUGGAAGUUUGUUUUCCUGAAAGUGGGUUCAAAGCAGCACAUUUGAUGAAGUUUGGUGAUUCAAAAAGGUCAAAAGAGGGGCUUUUAGCUGAAAAUGUCCCGGUUUAAAACACUUUUCUGCUCGGUAGUGAAUAUUUGAAUCUUUUUGUUUCAUUUUUGCACAUUAGUUCAUUUCAUUUAUUAUUUAAAUCAGGUGAAAGGCCUCCUUUAUGUCAAGCAGAACAAGUCGUUUUUAAAGUCUUAACUGUAGGAACCUGAAGGAACGGACGGUUCUGGCUUCAGCUGUCAACGUGUUACAUUCCUCUUUGAGCUUUUUUUUUAUAAACUUAUUUUCUAACUUUAUUUAAAAAAGUGUUUUGACUUCAUUUAGAUUUUCCUUUAAGGCAAAUGCGAAAAAAAAAAUCCCCCAAAGAACCGAGCGGCCUGCUCUCUGUGCUAAAACAUGGUAGAUGUUCCAAUUCCAGAUGAGUUUCAUUGCUCCACCCGUAAAUGUUGCCUCCAUCUGCAUGUCCUGUUUUCACUCUGGAUUAUUCUGUAGGAAACCUAGAAUCUUAAAUGCAUGAAACCGCUAUUCCGUCAGUUCCUGAAAGAGCUUUUAGCAGUAUUUUGAAUUUGCAGGAAGCUGAAAAGUUAUUUUAUUUGUAAAGAAACACCCUAACCUUAAAGGAUUUGUCCACCAAAGACGAUCAUUCACACCCAUAACGACAGAAAAUGGAAUUAGAUUCGGUUAUAUCUAUGUCGAGGAGACUCGCGUAAAGACAUCAAAACACAAAAAGAAAUGAAAAGAAAUUCCUGUUUGUUUCAUUAAAUCUUUCACUGAUUUUAACCUGAAAUUACAAACUCUCAAUUUCAAUUUUAAAGGGUUUUAUCUUCAGGGGAAAAGUGUUUGAUGGAAAAUUCAAACCUAUUUGGUAAUAAAAUUGAAAAUCUGUUUUCUUAAAAAUCAUUUUUCUGGGUUUUUGUCGUUCUGUCCUUCAGAAUUUCAAGAACCUGCCAUUAAAAUCAUGAAAUUGAUUUUUUUUUCUUUGUAGGAAAGCUGAUAGAUUCAGAAAAUAACCAAAUAAUUUCUUAUUUUAUUGUGUGUUAGAUGAAUUAAAGUUCUGGUAAUUUAAAUUGAUGUUAGCAUUGAUAUUGAUAUCAACUUUAGCCUCGAUUUUAGCAUCAACGUUGGCGUCAACACAUUAAAGUUCUCCGGUCACAAUCAUUGCAGAUCUGUUGCAAAAAGUAUUGUUUCUUCAAGGUAUGGAACCAUAAACUAAUUUUCCAAAAAUCUAAUUUUUGAUCACAUUAUCUCACAAACAAAUUUAAAUUUUUACAUUUCCAUUUCACAUGCCGCUUUAUUUAAACAGAAAAUACUCUAAAAACAAACGUGCGGAUGCUAGCUAACCCUAAUACAGUAAAGCAGUCAACAAAAUGCUAACAAGUUUAUAUCAAAACUGUUACAACUUUUAAUUCUGGAUCUCAUCAAACUCCCACCCCCAUGUUUGCGUGUCUGUUGCCCGUUUAAUGCUAAUACAAGUUAGCAUGAUUAGCACCUGUACUCUAGCUUUUGUUUUGAGCCGAAUAUCGGAAAUAUUAGUUACUAAUUUGUGUUUUUUUUUUUUGAGUAUGGAAUUCAUAUCGAGCUUCAAGGAGUGAUGAAUGGUGGUCGUUCUUGGGCUAAAUUGCUAAGCUAAAGUAUGCUAAGAUUGGCAUCAAUGGUGGCAUCAAUGUUAGCAGUGAUGUUUGCAUCAAUGUUAGCAUUAAUGGUGGCAUCAAUGUUAGCGUUGAUAUUAGCAUCAAUGUUGAGAUUGAUAUUAGCAUCAAUGUUAGCAUUAAUGUUGGCAUCAAUGUUAGCGUUGAUAUUAACAUCAAUGUUGAAAUUGAUACUAGCAUCAAUGUUAGCAUUUAUGUUGGCAUCAGCGUUGGCAUUAAUCUUGAUGUCGAUGUUAGCAUCAAUAUUAGCAUUAAUCUUUGUAUCAAUGUCAGCAUUGACAUUAGCAUCAAUGUUAUGAUUGAUAUUAGCAUCAAUGUUAUGAUUGAUGUUAGCAUCAAUUUUAGCUGUAACGUUGGCAUUAACAUUAGCAUCAUUGUUGCUAUUGAUGUUGGCAUCAGUUGUAGCAUUUAUGUUGGCAUCAGCGUUAGCAUUAAUCUUGACAUCAAUGUUAGCUUCAAUGUUAACAUCAGUGUUAUCAACAUUAACACUGAUGUUAUCAUAGACAAUGGCAUCAAUGUUGGCGUUAAUGUUAGCAUCUGUGUUAGCAUUUAAUCUUAGGAUGGACACUAGCAUCAUUGUUGACAAAAAAUGUUAGCAUUUCCGUCAGCAUCAAUCUUUGCAUCUAUGUCGUAAUACAUGUUAGCAUUAGCGUAAGCAUUGAUGCUAGCAUCAAAGUUAGCAUUAGCUUUAGCAUUGAUUCUAGCAUCAACAUUAGCAUUGAUGUUAGCAUCAAUUUUGACAUUAAUGUUAGCAUAGCCAAAGUUCGGUCGUGUGUUCUCGAGACGUCUUUAUUUAAUGAGAAGUUUUGUUUAAUUUUAUUCUUUUAAAACUCUCCAUGUUGUUGUUUUUUUUCCUAAUUUUUACACCACACACUGGAGCUAGCGUACGUUUGCACCAAAUUUUUCGAUGGCGUGUCGGAUUAGCGUUGAUUUCUUCCAUUUUUGACGGAGUGAAGGAAAGACGGUCGACUUCUCUGCAUCUUUUGAUCGAUUUAGAAUCGAGUUUACUGCAGAUUCUGGACGAGCUUCUGUUUGAGAAACUGAUGCUGGGACUGGUUUUGAUCUCCGGACAGUGAACCAAACUUGGUCUCCAGUGCCUUGUGAAAAAAUCUAUUUAUGAUAUCCUCAGAAGUGAGUGUGAAAGAGCUAAGUCGGCAGGCAGUGUUUACAGGUUGUGGCUGUAUUUACUCUUCUCAAUAUCUCCUGUUUUUGCAGAGUUUAGGAAAUUCUUCACCACUUUGGUAUGAAGGUCAAUCAGAGCAUUUCAUAGAUCAGAUUUGAUUCUGUACAUGAUGACGCUGUCAAAAUAAAACAGGUAUUUUUUUAGUGUUUCCAAUCUGGAACCAGUUUGCUGUAUUAAAUGUACUUUGACAUACUUUGAAACCAUUUCAAUCAGAACUACGACUCAGAACUGCGUCUCAGUUCGUCAGCAUCACUAUGUUUUGUAAAUGUUGAUUUUUGAUGCGUUGAAUGCAGCCCCGUCACAACCUUUAACACUUCCUGCCCCACUUAUUUUUGAUAACAUUCUACUUUUUCAUACAUUUGUCGAAUUUGAUGCAUCUGUCCUUUUUUUUUCUUUUAUUUUGUAGCCUGACUUUUUCUGGGAGGAAGUUUCCUCCCUGAAAGGAAGCUGUUUGAUGACAUCAGAGGAGUUAUGUACUGUAGCUGCAACUUGUGAAUUCAGAAAAAAACCCCUUUAAAUUUCAAUAAACUUGAUCUGAUUGUUUUA
This is a messenger RNA of Oryzias melastigma (Indian medaka), 7299 nucleotides long. RefSeq names its product TLC domain containing 3A (gene tlcd3a). Gene Ontology annotation, cellular component: membrane; endoplasmic reticulum. The record is from RefSeq and is a predicted model, not a curated record. The transcript is spliced from 5 exons. Gene Ontology annotation, biological process: lipid homeostasis. Bases 225 to 1058 code for a protein of 277 amino acids. Lineage: Eukaryota; Metazoa; Chordata; Actinopteri; Beloniformes; Adrianichthyidae.